AUGUUAAUUCUAUUGUCGCUUCAAUUUGCUUUUGCUACUUCAUCGGCAUUCAUUCUGGAUUCAGUCACAAAUACAAGAAAAACAAUUUCAUAUAGAGAUCGAAAAAUUUGCAAUAGAGGCGCAUUUGAAUAUUUGAAGUAUAGGCUAAAGAAACGGUAUGUACUAAAUGAGCAUAAAUGGUCUACCGGUACACUAUCUUGGUCAUUUCGGGAUCCAUUCCAUCUUUUCAAAAACGACAGGAAAUUUGUCAUUGUAAAGAAUGUUCUGCAACAAGCUUUCGAGAAAUGGUCAAAUUCAUCAAGAGGAGCUCUUUUAUUUAAAGAUCUCUCUCCAUCGGAUCGUACUACAGGGACUACUGAUGCAAAUUUUGAUGUUCUAUUUGCUAAAUAUGCUCACGGUGAUAAAGAAUCCUUUGAUGGAUUUGGUGGAAUUGUAGCUCAUUCAGGAUAUCCCAUAGAGGGUAUCAUUCAUUUCGAUGGUUCUGAAUACUGGUCGAUUGAUGGACGUAAUGGACUUGAUCUUCGAUAUGUUGCCCUUCAUGAAAUUGGACAUGCUCUUGGACUUAGACAUUCCAAUGAUCCAAAAGCUAUCAUGCAUCCAUAUUACAGUGAUCAAUUAAAAGAAGAUUUUGAGCUUGCCGAAGACGAUAUUAUGGGUAUCAGAAAACUUUAUGGAAUUUCUUAA
Brugia pahangi is the source of this 684-nucleotide messenger RNA. NCBI's taxonomy places the organism in Eukaryota, Metazoa, Nematoda, Chromadorea, Rhabditida, Onchocercidae. The record is from the annotation of a GenBank genome assembly.